Molecule: messenger RNA, 1500 nt
Organism: Stegodyphus dumicola
Lineage: Eukaryota; Metazoa; Arthropoda; Arachnida; Araneae; Eresidae
Product: dermonecrotic toxin StSicTox-betaIB1i-like
Biological process (GO): lipid metabolic process
Molecular function (GO): phosphoric diester hydrolase activity
Source: RefSeq, a predicted model, not a curated record
UCUCUCAUUUGUUAACCGUUGGACGUACGACAAAAACCAGUUUUCUGUCACGUUACUCCUUGUUUUGGAGGGAGAGUAUGUGGUUUGAUGAAGUGCGGCCGUGUCAACCCCGCAGUUUGUGUGUAACGUGUCGUCUUUGAAUAAAGUUGGAGUAUUAUGAUGAAUUUUGAGGGGUCAGAAUGCAGGACAGUUUCUUCAUUUGUGCUGACUUCUCGGUGGAAAUUUUUUAAUCGGUAAUGCUUUCCUUCAUUCUACGCUGUUUCACAGGCGAUUUACAACGUGAACAUCACUUCCAUCAUAAAGAAUGCAUCUUUGGAACAAAAACAGUUCUUUAGCAGAGGUAUGAAUUGCCCACGUGGUCUGCAAAUAAAUUCAUUUCCUAUAAAGGGAUAGCCUGGGAAUGAAGCAGUUGCGUCUCAAAUUAAAGUGAUGAUGGGCUUACGGAGUUUGCUGUGCUAUACUGUGUUAUUGCUUUUGCAGAUUGUAUGCGCUCAGGAUGUAGUUCAGGAAACUGAUAAGGAUGUGCGACGACCUAUCUGGAAUGUUGCCCAUAUGGUCAACGCUCUCUAUCAGGCAGAUUAUUAUCUCGACAUGGGAGCCAACAGCUUGGAGUUCGACGUGGCUUUCGACUGGGAAGGCACCGCCAAGUAUACAUUUCAUGGAAUACCUUGUGAUUGCUUCAGAAGCUGCGUUCGAUAUGAAAGAUUUGUCCCUUUCAUUGACUAUAUGCGCCAACUCACUACUCCAGGGCACCCAAAAUUUCGAGAAAACUUAGUGCUGUUAUUUAUGGAUCUUAAAAUUCACGGCUUGACACCUGCAGCUAAAUUACGAGCUGGUGUGGAUGUGGCUACGAAACUACUGAAUUAUUACUGGGAAGGAGGAAUUUCGAAAGCGAGGGCCUAUAUUCUAAUCUCACUUCCUUCAGUGAAUCAUUUAGAAUUCAUCGAAAGUUUCAGAAGAACAUUGUCUGAGUCCAAAAACUUCUCAUAUUACGAUUCCAAAAUAGGAUAUGAUUUUUCUGGAAACGAAGAUUUGGAUGACAUUCGCAAUGCUCUGAAAGCUAUAAAACUUACCGACCACAUAUGGCAAGGAGAUGGUAUCACCAAUUGUCUUCCACGUGGUACAACAAGGCUUAGAGAAGCACUGCGCAGAAGAGAUCAACCUGGUCUUACUUACGUCGACAAAGUAUACUGGUGGACUGUCGAUAAAAUGUCCACAAUGAGAACAACUUUAAGAAUGGGAGUGGAUGCCAUGAUUACAAACUAUCCUGAUCGUUUAGUAAGUGUUCUUGCGGAAGAAGAAUUUUCUGGGAAACUGAAAUUAGCCACUUUCGAAGACAGUCCAUGGCAAAAGCUUCCUAGAAGAACUGAAAACUUUAUUAGUCAGGUACCUCAAGCCCGUGGUGGAAGUAUUUCCAGAGAAGACUAUAUAAAUGAUGAGGAAGACGAAAUCUUGUACAAUUGCUAAAUAUAUGAGAAAUAAAUUUUUGUUCAUAGUGUA